Rotaria sp. Silwood1 is the source of this 1455-nucleotide messenger RNA. The record is from the annotation of a GenBank genome assembly. Lineage: Eukaryota; Metazoa; Rotifera; Eurotatoria; Philodinida; Philodinidae.
AUGAGAUAUGGUCGCAUUUAUCGAGGAGAUAAGGUGAUGCAUGCUCAAUAUUUUGGAGCUAUAGGUGCAAUAUUAUAUAAUGAUCCAGCUGAUUAUGCUCCAUUUGGAACAACAUCUGAUCAAGUUUAUGAUCAAAAGUGGUUUAUGCCUCCAAGUGGUACACAACGAGGAUCAUCCUAUACUUCGUUUGGUGAUCCUUUGACACCUAUAUAUCCAUCAACAGAUUAUAUGUACAGAGUGAGAGAAGAUAGUGUCAUCUUUCUACCUAAAAUCCCUGCUCAACCAAUUGGGUAUGGUGAAGCUCAGAUUAUUCUUCAGUAUAUGCAAGGUAAUGAAGUACCAGUCGAAUGGCGUGGAACUUUAUCAAACGUAAUAUAUCGUUAUGGUGGAGAACUUCGUGAAGCAUCUACGAUUGAAGUAAAAAUAUACAAUCGACUUGAAAGAAAAGACACAUAUAAUGUGAUUGGAAUAAUGAAAGGUGAAAUUGAACCAGAUCGAUAUAUUGCUCUUGGAAAUCAUCGUGAUUCUUGGGCAUUGGGUAGUGUAGAUCCAACAAGUGGAACAGCUACUCUUCUUGAAAUAACAAGAGUACUUGGUCAAAUGUAUAAAAAUGGAUUUCGACCACGACGAAGUUUAAUGUUUUGUUCAUGGGGUGCUGAAGAAUAUGGACUGGUUGGAUCAGUAGAAUAUGUUCAGGAAUAUGUUAAAGUACUUGGUGCUCGAAUGGUGUCUUACUUGAAUGUAGAUGUUGCAGUUGAAGGCAACCAUACAGUUAGUAUUUAUACUUCACCAAUGUUGUUUGAUGUUAUUAUCGAAGCAGCUAAAAUGGUUCCAAGUGCUUAUGAUCCUGUUGGACAAACUGUCUAUGAUAAAUGGAUGAAGGUUAAUCGAAAUAAUAGAACUAAUGAACCAAAUAUGAUAUAUGGUCUUGGGUCAGCCAGUGACUACUAUGCCUUUGAUCAGUUAGUUGGUUCAUCAAAUGUGGAUAUAACAUAUAGUUACAAUGUUGUUGAUCAUGGAAAUAUAAGUUCAUAUCCACUUUAUCAUACAUCCUAUGAAGUGUUUUCUAUGAUGAAAAAGUUUAUCGAUCCUCAUUUUACAGCUCACAAAACCAUAGGACAACUUUGGGGUGUUUUAACAUUACUUUUAUCAGAAACAUCUGUUUUACCAUUUAAUGUUACAAGAUAUACAACGGCACUCAUGCAAGCAAUGAAUAGUCUUAAACCAAAAGAUUCUGCUGUUCUUGAUCCACUUCGAAAUGCUAUCAAUGAUUUUGGUAAGGCUACUCAAGAUUUUGCUGCACGAUUGAAAUCAUUAGAUUUGGAAAAUCCAUACGAAAUUCGAGCAUACAAUGAUCAGUUGUUACAACUUGAACGUGCCUUUCUAAAUCCAUUAGGACAAGGUGGUGAUUAUACUGAUCUAAAACAUGUUGUCUAUGCACCAGCGAAAAUUAAU